AUGUCCUCUGCACUGGUAUACGGCGGAGGGUGCAUCGGAGCGGUAUCGGCCUACCUGCUCUCUCAGAAACUGAGCCCCGAACGCAUCGCCCUUAUCUGUCGGUCCAACUACAAGGAGAUUAAAGAAAAUGGCAUCACAAUCAACUCGGGUCUUUGGGGCUCGCAAUUGAACGUGCGGCCUGCCGUGUAUCAGUCAGUCGACGCUGCUGUGGCCGAGCAAGGCUUCGCAUAUGACUACGUCUUCAUCACGACAAAGGCGCAGUCCAAGGAGGAUACAGACACCGAGGCUGUAGCGUCGGCCAUCUCCUCUACCACGGCCAUCGUGCUCAUGCAGAAUGGCGUGGGCAUCGAAGACCCCUGGCAUACCAGGUUCCCAGACAACCCCGUCAUCAGCGUGGUCAUGUACCUGCCGGUCACGCAGACGCAGCCGGGGGUGUUCUCCCACGCACUCUACCACGUAUUCCAGAUAGGGACGUUUCCGCACAAUGCGCCUGAGCGGCAUCAAUCGAUGGCAAAGAACCUGAGCGCCAUCCUGAGUUUGAGUGGAGCCAAGGCGGCGGUCUUUGACGAUGUCCAGCCGUGCCGAUGGAGAAAGAUGCUAGUGAACGGGUCCGAGAACCCAAUAUGUGCCCUCGUCCAGCUGCCAGACGUGGCUUUCUUCCAGAGCAGUCCCGGGGCGACCCAGUUCACCCGCGACGUCAUGAUAGAGAUUGCGUCCGUGGCUCGAGCGGCCGGGUAUCCCGCCAUUACGGACCAAGUCGUGCAGGAGCAGCUGGAUGUGAUGACGGGUCGGCCGUUCCCGGGUGUCGAGCCGAGCAUGAUGGCCGAUGCGAUGGCGGGACGGCAGAUGGAGGCUGAUGCCAUCAUCGGGAAUGUGGUGCGGAUAGGGAGCCAGUAUGGGGUAGAGACGCCGCGGCUGAGUACACUUUACUAUCUCAUCCAGGGCCUGAAUUAUCGUCACAAGCGAGGCGUGCCUGUUAGAGGAUGA
Clonostachys rhizophaga is the source of this 987-nucleotide messenger RNA. The record is from the annotation of a GenBank genome assembly. NCBI's taxonomy places the organism in Eukaryota, Fungi, Ascomycota, Sordariomycetes, Hypocreales, Bionectriaceae.